AUGCCAGGGGUUCCAUCUAGCCGGGGCUGCGACGCAUGUCGCAAGGUGAAAAAGAAGGUCCGAAUCGUCUCCACGUGCGAUCAACUUAAACCGACAUGCUCACGUUGUUCGCGUCUAAAGCUCGCGUGUGUGGGGAGUGGGCAACAGCGAUACAUGUUCAAGAAUCAACCUAUCAAAGUGACGCAAACACACAAUGGGGCUCUUCAAAAGUCGCGUGGCCCUUUUCAAGAUGAGAUCAUAUUCUCUUUUGGUACCCCACCGAGUGUGCUUAACACGGCCACUGGCAGGCUGGCAGCUGCAUUUGUGGAAACUUUGCAGAUCACCGAUGUACGAUACGCCGUUACUUACUAUGGUCCAUUCCUGAAGGAAAUCCCACAACGACUGGGUAACAGUGCCGUGCUAGACUCGGCCGUGAAGGCAGUUUCUACGGCAUAUCCCUUUAUCCACAAAGGCACAUUCCCGCCUGCUGCACUGGUCCAUUAUGGCCAAUCGUUGCGAGCUUUAAGAGAUUGCCUAAAUCAUCCAUCAGAGGCGCGGACAUCGCAUACUCUAUGCGCUGUAUACUUGAUCACCAUAUGCCAGAGUUGGCUCGGAAAAGUCGACGACACCUUGACUAGCCACAGCGAGGCCAUUGCUUGUAUUCUCAAGGCUUCUUCACUGGGUGAAUGGAAAUCUCACUUUGAGAUGGAGAUGGUCAUCACGCUUUGCAUUCCUAUAAUCCUUGAAGGAAUCGUCAAUCCUCGAAUCAAAAUGGACUCUGCAUUCUGGGAAAUGAUGACCUCGUAUAGAAAACGGCUCCAUCCGGAAAAUUUCGAGAAGAGCCAAAAUUCAACUCAAUUGCAUCAUCUCGCCAUGCUCCCACAAUUCGUUCAAGACCCUGAUGCACAUAUCUUCGAAAUCGCAAAAAUGCAUAUUCAACUAAAGAAUGAUGCCCAGAUCAUCAAGCCUGCUUUGGAUCAGUAUUUGACCUUCAUUCCGAACUCUUUCUCCACCGCCGAUGUUGCAAGACACUCACGUCUCCAAGCCGCUUAUACAAUUGUUUGUACGUUGAGUGCGCUUUUAAACACUCUUCUUCGGCUUUUCAACCCGGCCAACCCCAGCUUGGAGGCUGAGUGUGCUUUUCUUUGCGGUGAGAUCCUCAUACAGGGUGAACUGGCCUGUUGCUACCGACCUAUGGGGUCAGCGUACAUGCCCCUCUCUCUCGUCGUGGCCUGGGCUUGCACGAACGACAUCGUUCAACUGGCAAAGAUAGAAUCUCUUCUUGCUGACUAUCAGUCUGACUUUACGGAACUGCCCUGGAUGAAUCGCGGUAUUUGGUUGGCUUCUGUGUUGAACGGCCACCGCGAGCGGAUUGCUUCGGAUUUGGCGGGGAGCACAAUCCUCUCUCCCAGUUCAGCCGAUUCAAAUGAGCCCCGCGGAGAGACUUGCUGUAUACUCUGA
This is a messenger RNA of Penicillium brevicompactum, 1440 nucleotides long. Its product is annotated as Zn(II)2Cys6 transcription factor domain-containing protein. Lineage: Eukaryota; Fungi; Ascomycota; Eurotiomycetes; Eurotiales; Aspergillaceae. Gene Ontology annotation, biological process: regulation of DNA-templated transcription. Gene Ontology annotation, molecular function: zinc ion binding; DNA-binding transcription factor activity, RNA polymerase II-specific. Bases 1 to 1440 code for a protein of 479 amino acids. The record is from RefSeq and is a predicted model, not a curated record. The transcript has 4 exons.